Molecule: messenger RNA, 3080 nt
Organism: Pseudophryne corroboree (corroboree frog)
Lineage: Eukaryota; Metazoa; Chordata; Amphibia; Anura; Myobatrachidae
Gene: CD302
Product: CD302 molecule
Exons: 6
Coding region: 200-910 (236 amino acids)
Source: RefSeq, a predicted model, not a curated record
UGUGGAGCAGAAGUUAAUUUUGUUCUUUUUAUUUUUUUUUAUUAUUGUGCAACUGAUGUUUUUCCCGUCAGCUCCGACUGCUCUGCAUUCAGUGUUCCUGUAGUACGACCUGCAGCCCCCUCCAGAUUACAGCACCUCUGCAGGAGUAUAGCAGGGGGAAGGCUCUUAAGGUACUUGUAGGUAGGAUAAGGCAAGAUAGAUGGAACAAGUAAGGGUUGUGUUCCUGCUGUUUCUGAUCUCUGCUGUCUGCUCUGGUGCUGAAGAAUUAGGAGAAGAGUGCCCUGCUCUAUUGUGGGUCCAAUUUAACAGCAGCUGCUACGCCUUCAUUUAUCCAGCAUCGAAGCCUUCACUCAACAUUGAGAGUGCUCAUGACCUCUGCAAAGAUAUUGGCGGUGACAUAAUAAGCAUCAAUACCCAGGAGGAAAACGCGUUCUUGCUGACAAUGUUACAAACUAAAUGGAAAGGCUCCAAAAAGAUUUUGCUGGGCAUGUUCUAUGAUACUGAUGAUGACUCUCUCAAAUGGUUCGACAAGUCUGCGGUAACUUUCUCAAACUGGAGACAGGGACAGAUAUUCCAAGGAAACUUAAUCACCUGCGUGACCAUGGAUGCGCUGACUGGUCUGUGGGAUAUCAACGACUGUGAUCACGUUGCAGUAUCAUCAGUAUUGUGUAAAACAUUAUAUACCCCAGGGACAACGAGGAAAACUGACCUAAAAACCCUAAGGAUUACCUUAAUCACUGCAUUUAUGGCAAUAGUACUAGCAGUACCCAUAAUACUGUUAGUAAUGCAUAAAAGAAAAAUGUGGCCUUUUGGAUUUUCAUCACGACAUUCGCAGGGGGCAACACACAUUCUCCCAUACAGUGAUGACGCAAUACUGGUGGACACAAUGGAGAGAGAAGAUUAUGCAUAAAGUGGGCAAUUAUUGCAUAGGUCAGGGAUAGCCAAACUCCGUUAAUAUUUUCCAAAUAAUCAAUGGAUUCUUUUUUUCAAAUGUGCCAGUAAUUACUACACCUGUGCACCAGCUAGGAGAUCUUAAAAACACAAGCUUUUACGUUUUAUUGAGGACAGACUUUGGCCACCCUGACAUAGGCGAACACACGGAAUAUUAGAAAAAUGUACAGUAUGCAAUCAGACAGCAUACAAAUGUUAAAACCUUGGAUGCACUAAAAGACGUGAUGUAACAUGAGAAUCAGCAGCAAUCAUUGGAAAAUUACAGAGACUUUUGGACAAUAACAAUAUUUUUUAUACUGAUAUUACAAUUUGGAGACGUAAAAGGAUUAUGCAUUCUGCUGAACACCACUAGCAUUCAAGGGCUGUUUCAGCUCUAACAUUACUCAAUACCAGGGGCGGAUCCAGAAGAAAAUGAUAGGGGGGGCACCAUGGAAGGGGAAGUACAUUUGAGUGCGGCUUCGGUGCAUGUGAGGUGGCGCUUCUUAUACAAUGCCCACAGUUGUAGCGCUCAUUAUGCAAUGUCCACUGUACUGGUAGUGCCCCUUAUAUAGACCCCAUAGUAGUGGUGCCCCUUAUGCAAUGCCCGUAUUGCCCCCUGUAGUAAUGUUGCCUGUGGUAAUGCCCGCAGUCAUUUAGUGAGUGUGGCCAAUUAAAAUGAGACGUGAUACACAGACAUAUGCCCCCAAUAGUGCAGUGCCAAAUCCACAAUUGCACCCACAGUGCCAGAUCCACAAUUGCCCCCACAGUGCCAGAUCCACAAAUGCCCCCACAGUGCCAGAUCCACAAAUGCCCCCACAGUGCCAGAUCCACAAAUGCCCCCACGGUGCCAGAUCCACAAAUGCCCCCACGGUGCCAGAUCCAAAAAUGCCCCUACAGUGCCAGAUCCAAAAAUGCCCCUACAGUGCCAGAUCCAAAAAUGCCCCCACAGUGUCAGGUAUACAAAUUCCCCCACAGUGCCAGGUAAACAAUUGCCCUCACAGUGACAGGUAAACAAUUGCCCCCACAGUGCCAGGUAUACAAUUGCCCUCACAGUGCCAGGUAUACAAAUGCCCCCACAGCAGGUAUACUAUACAAAUGCCCCCACAGCAGUUCUGCAGCUGCUUACCGCUGCUGCUGCUUCUCUGCCGGCUCUGAGGGUGUCAGGAGGAGAGCGCGGCUAUGUCUGGCGGCGUGUAGGACUUCAAACUAGCCGCCAGUUCGUGAGCCAAUGAGAGCUCGCAGACCGGCGGCUCCUGAUUGGCUGCCGGUCCGCGAGCUCUGAUUGGCUCACGAACCGGCGGCUGGUUUGAAGUCCGCAACACGCCGCCAGAUCGCCGCGCUCUCCUCCUGACAGCUGAGACACGCUGCCGCUGGACUGAGCGGCAGCGUGUCUCAGUGACACAAGCGGGGGGGGGGGACGGAUGGGGCCACAAAUGACAGGGGGGACACGGGCCCGAGUGCCCCCCCCCCCUGAAUCCGCCACUGCUCAAUACCAACUGCAAGUAUACAACAAGCAAACCUGUGCCAGUGAAGGACCAAAUUUCAAAGCUGGCUGAAACACUAAAAGCACAGACCACUAAACAGUGUGCUAAAACUCCUUAUUAUACUCCAUAAUAGCACUCCCCUAAUUCCUAUAGUCAUCAGUAACACAGUUCUAUUCCACAUGUCACCACAACAAAAAGCAAGCUCCAUUAAUUGCACAUUUCUUUUUGCUGUUAUACACAGUCCUGAUUCCUGCCCAAUCAAUGACAAAUUAAAAUGAUGCAAACAUACCUAGUUGCCAGCAUUUGAAAGAGUCUGCAGAUAUAGGUCAUUGCAUAUUGGUGGACCAUAGCGUUCUGCAAUCCCCAUAGGGCCUCUAAAUGUGAUAAUUUAAGCAAUUUAGUACAUCCACACCAUACUUAGUAAAUUAUCACACCAAGAGAGUUAAAAAAUAAAUAAAAUACAAUUACUAUAAUGUAACCUGCAAAGAAUAUAUUGUUUUGCGAUUGAAUAUGAAAAAUUCUGUGUUCACUUUACAGAUUAGAAUAUCUAAUACUCCUUCUGCAAAAUAUUAUACACAUAUGAAAGUAAAACAAAAUCUAAGAUUCCAAUAUCAUCUUAAUGUGACACUAAAUGGAAAAUAAAGUGUAAUAAACUGUUGUUCUCUA